GGGGAGACGCUUCUCCCACUUUUUAAAGAUCUGCGGGAAAGCGGAAGAAAGGUCAAUGUUCUCUAUGGCAUACCUCUUGUGCCCCCUCAAGUUCCCAGGUUGGCUGCGUUAGCGCGUGAAUUAGGCGAGGGGAGUAUUUCUGUCAUGAUCGAUCAUCCAGAUCAGGUACAGUAUCUGACUGAGUUCCGGCAACUGGCGGGCCAUGCGGCGGCCGUGUUUCUCAAGGUGGAUUCGGGAUAUCAUCGGGCAGGACUCCCGCCUUCCAUGCUGAAUAAGGGAGGGUUGAUAGAGAAGGUAAUUGAAGGGGAGAGGGAGGGGAGAUUGGUUCUGCUGGGGGUUUACUCGCAUAACAGUCUGAGUUAUGGGGGUGAUACGCCAGAGGAGGUGAUGGGGUUCUUGGUGCAGGAGAUCACGGGGUGUCGGGAGGCAUUGAGGAAGAACAAGGAAUUGUUCGCUUUGCCUGGUGGUAAUGGGAGGGAGUUGGUGGUUAGUGUUGGUGCCACGCCGCAGGUCGUUGUGGUGAAGAAGUUACUUGAGGAGGAGGGGCAACUGAACGAGGAGGCGAGGCGGUUGAAGAACUUGUUGCAUGAGAAGGAUGUAGACGGUGAGUUGUCGAUCAAAGUCGAGCUUCAUGCGGGUGUCUACCCCGUUCUGGAUAUGCAGCAGUUGGGCACGAACAUCCAUCCUACUGGGGACGCAGAGAAAGAGGUUGGCAUUUCGGUAGUGGCAGAGGUCUGCAGUGUAUAUAAUGAUGCUGAGCGGUCGAAACCUGAGGCUUUGGUGGCUGCUGGGUCGCUGGCGUUGGGGAGGGAGCCGUGCAAGUCGUAUCCGGGAUGGGGACUGGUUGGGGAUUGGAGACGCGAGAAGGGGUCAUCGAGACUGAUUGUGGAUCGGAUCAGCCAAGAACAUGCAAUUGUCGCGUGGGAAGUAGGAGACGGACCUGCAAUUCCGCUCAAGGUCGGCCAGACUGUGAGGAUUUAUCCGAAUCAUGCGUGUGUGACCGGGGCCAUGUACGGGUGGUAUUUGGUGGUGGAUUCGAGUCGAGAUGGGGACGGAUCGACGAUUGUGGAUGUGUGGCCGAGACCGACGGGAUGGUGAUUGAAUUGUCUCGAGUGUUAUAAAUUGUCGGAUAGACAAAUAUUCAGAUUCUUGUCUGUUGUCUUCGUCAGAACACCAGCUAUACUCCGCUGCGCCUUUCUCGCCAGCCUUUGCAUAAUACUCACUUUCUCCGAACAAUGCUGUAAUCUCAUCUCAUCCAUGAAGCUGAAU
Aspergillus welwitschiae is the source of this 1269-nucleotide messenger RNA. Its product is annotated as putative serine dehydratase domain-containing protein. Gene Ontology annotation, biological process: D-serine catabolic process. Bases 145 to 1098 code for a protein of 317 amino acids. The transcript has 2 exons. Lineage: Eukaryota; Fungi; Ascomycota; Eurotiomycetes; Eurotiales; Aspergillaceae. Gene Ontology annotation, molecular function: D-serine ammonia-lyase activity. The record is from RefSeq and is a predicted model, not a curated record.